Ictidomys tridecemlineatus (thirteen-lined ground squirrel) is the source of this 1689-nucleotide messenger RNA. NCBI's taxonomy places the organism in Eukaryota, Metazoa, Chordata, Mammalia, Rodentia, Sciuridae. The record is from RefSeq and is a predicted model, not a curated record.
UACUUCGGAUAAGGAACGCCCCUCCCCACCUGGCUAUUUGGUUGGCCAGCACGUUUGCCACUACGUCAUUCACCCGCGCCACCCGGAAGCCGCUGUUCCUACCAACGUCUCUUAUUGCCGGCGGCCCUAAGGAGCCCAUCAUGGCGACGCCCCCUAAACGGCGGGCGUUGGAGGCCACGGGGGAGAAAGUGCUGCGCUAUGAGGCCUUCAUCAGUGACGUGCUGCAGCGGGACUUGAGAAAGGUGCUGGAUCAUCGAGACAAGGUAUAUGAGCAGCUGGCCAAAUACCUUCAACUGAGAAAUGUCAUUGAGCGCCUGCAGGAAGCUAAACACUCGGAGUUAUAUAUGCAGGUGGAUUUGGGCUGUAACUUCUUCGUUGACACAGUGGUCCCAGAUACUUCGCGCAUCUACGUGGCUCUGGGUUAUGGUUUUUUCUUGGAGUUAACACUCGCAGAAGCCCUCAAGUUCAUUGAUCGUAAGAGCUCUUUCCUCACAGAGGACUUAGAGAACUACAAGGCCUGCAGAAUUUCCCAGAGACUCCUCGCCAGUGACUACUUCUCUCCAUCCUCCAACAUUAAAGAGCCUGAAUGCCUUUGAGUCACAUGGCCCUUCUUUUUCCCUUAACCCCUGCUGGUUGCCAAGGUGACCUUUGUGUAGAGCACUAAGUUACUGGGAGACCCAGUGGUCCAGUCUCAGUGUGAAACCUCUAAAGCACCCUGAAAGUCCUACUGUAGUAUUUGCCACUUGAUUCUAUGCUCUUCCCUCCUUUCUCAGCUUGGUAACCUGGACCCUCCCCUCACCCUUCAUUCCUUUUCCAGGACACCACCCUUUGAAUUGCCAUAGAGAAUGGGCCUAUUCAGCCUCUUCCUCUUUGUCCUAAGGUUUAUCCCUCUCCUGUACCCCAGCAGUUCCUCCAGUACCCUAAAUAACACCCUGUGCCCUUCUUAGCUCAACCUUGGCCUCACCCCUGCUUCUAAAUGGAUCCAGCUCCACCAAUAGGCACAGAUCCCACCCUCCCUAGUCCAGCCCCUAAUCUAGGUUAGGUCCAGCUAACCCCCCAAUCAACCAAGAGCCAGGUUCCACCCUCUUAUAAAUCUGGACAUGACUGGAGCCUGCCCUCCUAGUAGCCGUUUGAUUUCUGCCACUCAACGAUCCUUUGCAUGUCUGGCAGCUAUCCCGCCUUCCUACCUCUGCUGCGUUCUAAAUACGACUUUUCUAGCCAAUCGCUGCAGAGUUACCCUGCCCGCCUACGCAGAGCCAGACCCAACUCUCUCUUUGCUGGCUUCUACGCCCUUUUCUAUAUAAGUCCUGCUUCCGCUGAGCGGCGUGGCGUGCAGCGCCGCCUGUUCGGGUGUUUUGGCAGCUGUCUAGGAGUCUCAUCCGCCAAUCAGCUGAAUAUCAGACCCACCCACUUUAGGUUGUCUGCCAUCUAUCCCCUUUAGGCCAAUCAACGUGAGGCUGGCUCCCAUGAGUCUUGUCAAUUGCCCAUGAUCUAUCAGUCUUGAGCCAAUCAGCACGAAGUACCAGCGAGGCCAAACGCGUCUUCUCCGGACUCAAACGGCAGUCUGCUGUCAGUCAUUGGCCUUUCAGCCAAUCACAGCAUAGACUUCUGAGGCAGAGCCCGCCUCUCCAAGCAAAGAAGCUGUGCAGUAGAGCUGUGGCUCUUUGGCCAAUCAGCGAGCGGCGGGAC